Messenger RNA from Zophobas morio, 692 nucleotides. It is a transcript of the gene mRpL18, whose product is annotated as large ribosomal subunit protein uL18m. Gene Ontology annotation, biological process: translation. Lineage: Eukaryota; Metazoa; Arthropoda; Insecta; Coleoptera; Tenebrionidae. Gene Ontology annotation, molecular function: structural constituent of ribosome; 5S rRNA binding. Gene Ontology annotation, cellular component: ribosome; mitochondrion. The record is from RefSeq and is a predicted model, not a curated record. Bases 119 to 652 code for a protein of 177 amino acids. The transcript is spliced from 2 exons.
UAACUGUCAGUUUUGUACUUUUGACAUGUAAAAACACUAGUGACCGUAAGCGCUGAUUAUAACCUAAAAUUUCAAAUUAUAAAAGACUACAUUUUAUUAAGUUGAAAUUACUCUAAGAAUGCAGUAUUUACGUCACUGUAAUAAAUUUACAAGUCGAGGGCUCUCCACACAAGUGGCUAAUGCAGACCUCAACAUCACAGAUUUUGUAAAUAGAAAUCCUAGAAACUUGGAACGAAUGAGGAUAGGCUAUAAACCAGACGGCUACCAUGUAGAAAAGCCAGGAAAAUGUUUCUGGCACAAAUUGAAUUUGUCACAAAGUGGUCGUUAUGUAUAUGCAACCAUUGAACACUUCGAAAAUGGUACAGUAUUACAAGCUAGUACAAAAGAGUGGGCGUUAAAAAAACAGUUAUACAAGUGCAUUGAUUCCUCAGCAUAUUAUAAUUUAGGAAGAGUAUUAGCUGAACGUUGCCUAAAGUCAGGUUUAAUUGAAGUCUACUCUAACAUAACACCUCCAAAACCUGAUGGGAAAGUCGCCAAGUUUCUGGAAGCGUUACAAAAAGGGGGCGUUAAUUUGCAAGAACCGCCUCAGUUUAAGCCUCCACGACCGUGGGAUCAAUACAGACAUGAAAAACCAUGGGAAGUUACUGAAUAACUACUUUAUUUAAAUAAAUAUUAACAUAGAUUACUGUUCA